This is a messenger RNA of Limulus polyphemus (Atlantic horseshoe crab), 3336 nucleotides long. RefSeq names its product protein NDRG3-like. The record is from RefSeq and is a predicted model, not a curated record. NCBI's taxonomy places the organism in Eukaryota, Metazoa, Arthropoda, Merostomata, Xiphosura, Limulidae. Gene Ontology annotation, biological process: signal transduction. The coding region runs from base 167 to 1330 and encodes 387 amino acids. Gene Ontology annotation, cellular component: cytoplasm. The transcript has 13 exons.
GUCAUAGUACAUACAAGUUGCUACAUCAAAAGCUAUAUUGAGUAUAUUAGCAGAGUUUAGUGUAGUCGUUGUUGUACAGUGUCGGAGUAAUUAUCUCGUGGAAAUUAAUCGCAUCGUUUUUGGGAUUCAUUGCUAGUUUACACUGAAUUGUUGAAAGGCCUGAAGGAUGCCAACAGAUACAAUGGAUGAUAUAGAACUAAAGAAUAUUGAGCUGCAGGUCCCUUUGAUGAGGAAUGUGUCAAGAAGUGAAACUUAUACUCAGGAGGACAAAAUUGAGACAGAGUGGGGUACAAUGUUUGUGGCUGUUCAAGGAGAGCGAAACAAACAGGCAAUAAUCACUUACCAUGAUCUCGGAUUGAAUCACAUAUCCAACUUCCAAGCAUUCUUCAACUAUGUGGACAUGCGUCUACUAUCGCAAAGUUUUUGUAUCUAUCACCUUAAUGCUCCAGGACAAGAGGAGGGUGCACCAUCUUUUCAAGAAGGGCACGUCUAUCCAACAAUGGACCAACUAGCAGAGAUGAUUUUAUGUGCUGUUAAGUUUUAUAACCUGAAGCAUUUUGUAGGCUUAGGUGUUGGUGCUGGUGCUAACAUUCUGGCAAGGUUUGCUCUUAAGUAUCCAGAUUUUGUAGAUGGGCUCUUUUUGGUCAAUUGCACUUCUACAGUUUCUAGCUGGACUGAGUGGGGAUAUCAGAAAAUAAAUGCCAUGUAUCUACGAUCAUCAGGAAUGACAAAUUCAGCACAAGAAUACAUGUUGUGGCAUCAUUUUGGAAAAAUAACAGAAGAUCGUAAUCAUGACUUGAUUCAAGCUUACAGGCAGUAUUUUUCAAAGGCUGUCAAUCCUUACAACCUUUCCUUGUUUAUAGAUUCUUAUAUCAGGAGGAGUGACUUGCAGAUACAACGAGAACUGGAUACAACAAAGAAGAAGUCAGAGCGAAGAUUCAAAUGUCAGGUAUUGUUGUUGGUUGGAGAUAUGUCUCCCCACUUGGAUGAUAUUGUUGAUAUGAAUGCAAGACUUGAUCCAUCUAACUCUACGUGGAUGAAGCUUUCUGACUGUGCAAUGGUUUUGGAAGAACAACCAGGAAAAGUUAGUGAGAUUCUAAGGCUCUUCCUUCAAGGUCUUGGAUUUGCACUGAACCAGUCUGAGCUCAGGUUGUCAAGUUCUUCAUCUUGGGAAGCUUCUACUCUGUCAGUGAGGAAAUUUAGUUUGCCCCAGCAGCGAUCUGUUGAUGUAGAGGCUGUAUGUAGACAAAGAACUGAUGUGGAUUCAGACUUUCGUCAUGAAGUUCACAUUGUGGAGAAUCCGAUUGACCAACACACUGUGACCUGCUGAGCAUAGGAUCUAACACUGAACAACAUUAUUAACUCUUUAGUCAGUAAAAUUGAGAGCUGAGGCUUUUCACAAACCGCUUUAGGGUAGGAUAGUUCCUUGCACUUCUCAAAGCACUUAAAUAAAUCUUUGUUACAAGAAGACUUUCCAUUCUUACCUGUAGGUAGCCUUUAAAAAGGAGUACGAUGGUACUUUAGUGCCUUAGCACAGUGACUCUGCUAGGUUGGUUUCUUAUUAACAGACAAUUACCAUCAUCUUAAAUCUAUAGUUUUUUCCCCUAAUUACUGCAUGUGAGUGUUACUAUCACUUGUUCAUAUUAUGCAAAAAAAGAAAUUGUCUUGUUUCUUUGAACCUAAUACUUACAAAUGCUUUUUGUUUAAUGAGAAUGUUAGAUAACAUUGUAAGAUUAAAAAGCAGUAAUUGUUAUGUGUGAGAGGAGGAGGUAAUGGUGUUAAUUCAAAUAUUUGUUUUGUGGAUGUUUUUCUCUACAAUCAUCCAGAUUAAGACAUAAAUGCUGAAAUAUCUUCUGCAGAGUAAAAACUUUCUGUUUUGUUAAAUGUUCUUUGUAUUGGUUUCUUAAUAAAGAAUAUUUAAAGCUAAACAAACAACCAAAAAAUGAAUUUUUACCUUUAGUAAUAGUCACAGUUUUGUAUCAAUUUCUCCACAUGAUAACUAAAAGAAUGGAUAAAGAACAUUAUGAAACCUGGCACAAGAAUGUUUUUCACGUGUUUUAUAAAUAGGACACUAUUUGCAUGAAUUAUAAAUCACAUAAUGAAAGAAUUGUGUAUUUUUUCCAUGCCUUAUUUGAGUGCCAUAAGUUUGCUUGUUAUGAAAGUUAUAAUUAAAUAAAUUUUCUAUAUAUUUUUAUAAAAACUUUCUAGCCAAGUUAUUUCAACCUCCAAUAGCAGAAAAUAAAUUUACAAUCAUCCUUAUUAUGUUAAUAAUCUCUAGUGUUAAGUGGUUGACACUAGUUCACAACUGUUCUUUUGACUGAAUAAAUUGGACAGUUUCAAGAUUAAAUUCAUGUUAAGCUGUGUAAGAGACUUAACCCUUGUAAAGCAUUAUGUAAGACCAGAUUGAUAGGAGUUUUUUCACAUAGUGUAUUCCCACAUUGAUACAGGCUACUGCUUUUAAGAAUAAGAAAACAAAAAGUCCUAGCCAAUAACAGAUUUCUACAUAAAUCUGUUCUGCAGUUGAAUGAUGACUUAUGUAAUUAAAGAAGUUAUGGAUGCAUGUCACUAGCAGAUGUAGAUAUUAGUGUGAAAUUCUUAAAUCUGAGAGAUUAGUACUAUAUGUAUGGUUUUCAUGAAAUAGUUAAGAAGAAUGACAUUUUAUUUUCUUUUAUGGUGGUAGGGUAUUUUGAACACAAGCCGCAAAAAGCAUUUUUAUGCGUAAAUUUGGAAAUAUUUCCAAACGUAUCUCUCUACAAUACAGAAGUGGAAAUUUGAUAACGUUGGAUUGUUUAUUUUAAAAAACAAUGUAUUAUUGUUCAAUUUUAUAUGUAUUUAUGGGUAUUUUGUAUAUUAUGGACAAUUUGAAUAAUUUUUUCCAUGUUGUGUGUGAUCGUUACUUAAAAUUACAGGUAUCUGUUGUGUAUUUUGAUGUUUUAAAAGAAAAUUUGGUUUUAAAGAUUAUUAAUGAAAUAAUUGAAAUACUUAUUCAUGUAGUAUAUUCUUAAUUUUAAUAUAUAUUAUACAACUUUGUUUUAUGUUUAACAUUUAUGAUUAUUAACAUUCAUAUUUGUACGAAUCGAAAAUGAGGUUAAAACCUAAAAUUGUUAUUCCCUUAAAAUAUUUGUCUUUUAUGAAAUUUUUUGUAACUAAAACUUACCAUGGAGUAAAUCCAGUCUUACCCCAUCACCUCUUCCCUCUCUUCCUGCGUAAUUUUUGUGUAACACUGUGUGUAAAAAAAAAGUUUGACAUCCUGUAGCACAAGUAGAUGAAAUAUUUAGAUGUCCUGUUUACUAAUUUAAUGAAGAAUAAAAGUUCAGAGUGAACCAUAUGACUUCA